UAAAAUUUUUUUUUUCUUAGAAAAGUAAUUAAAUUUAUUUGCUGUUCAGUAAUUAUUAAUUGAUUGACAUGUUUAAAUAACUCAACAAAUGUUAUUGACAUACCUACAUACAAUGUGAUGAAAGAAACAAUAAUAAUAAAUCAUUCUUGCACGUUUUCAUUUCAAAACUAAGUGAACCAUCGCGAAGACAUGAAGUCGUUAAUAUUUCGAAAUUAUUUCCUAAUUCUAAUAGUUUAUCAUUUGAAAAUUUCCUCCAGUUCAAAUUAUAACACCACUUUUAUUUGUGAAAUUAUUGGAAAAAUAAAUCUUGCUUACAAAAUUGAAACAUUACCAAUAUUCCGGGAUAAUUCUUUCGAAAAUGAUUUUCAGAACUUUCCGAAUCUUUUUCAACAUUUUGUAAACAAGUUAAAACUUCCUCAGUUUCAUUUCGUAAAUUAUUCCAGCGAAGAAUUACGUUUUAAAACUAAUUCUGAUUAUUCUUUACCAAUUAUUCUAACUCGUCCAGGUUCAUUUGAUGCUUUGAGAACAUCAGAAGGACGACUUAAUCGAAUGCAUAAUUCGAAAAUACUUAUUGUCCUAAGUCACCCAGUAGUUUUAAAAGAUUUGGAAUAUCUGCGAAACUGGAUGUCACAGGAAAAAUUCUUUGAUGUUGUGGUACUUUUCGAGGACAAGCCAACGAAACAGAAUCGUUUAUUCACUAUUGAUCCUUAUCCGACUGUUAAAUGGCUUAAUCGAACGCACCUUCUCGAUUCUGGAGAAGUUUUCUUGAAACAUAAAAAUAACCUCAAGCAAUAUCGCAUAGAAACACCAUUUACUGAAGAUGUACCAAGAGUUUUCUUCUACACACAAAAUGGGAAACAACACUUAGUGGGAAGGAAUGCAAACAUCAUAAUGUUAUUCGCUAAGCAUAUGAACAUAACACUCGUCAAGACCUAUCAGCCUAAUAUGGACUUAAAUAUGAUACUAAAUCAACUUCCGGAUAAGAAGUCGGAAUUAAGCUUUCAUUCGUACUCAAUGUUUUUCUUGAACGAUUUCGGAUGGAGCUAUCCUCUGGACAUGGUGUACUUUUGUGUUAUGUUGCCAUUUCAUGUUGGUGUUCCUAAAAAUCAGUACUUUGUUACAGCUUUUGAUUGGGGAACUUGGCUUGCUAUUGCGUUCAGUGUACUCUUUAUUGCUGUACUGAUGAAAUUUGUUGAUCCCAGACUAUCAACUAUUCAAGACAAUGAUGCUGGAAUGCGUUACUUUUUUCGAAGUCUAGCCUUGAUGACUUACAGUUCGAAUAUGUCAGCACGAAUGAUUUCUCCGAAUAUUAGACAAUUUGUAUUCUUCGGUCUGGUAUUCCUCCUGGCUUUCAUACUUUCCUGCUUCUAUUCAACUUUUUUGACAAGUUUCUGCACAGAAAAGGUUUAUCGACGGCCAAUCGAAACAGUUGAAGGUCUUUCUCGAGCGAAUCUUCGUAUAAUGAUUAUCGAUUACGAAUUGGGAACAGCUCAACAGUACUCUCAUUUCGGGGAUCAAUUUCUUCAACUUCUCUAUCCAGUUCCGUAUUUUGAAGUAAUCAAGCGACGAGAUAAUUUCGACUACAACUUUGCCUAUACAAUUCAACACGACCGAUGGUUUUAUUUGCACAAACAGCAACGUGGACUUAAACAUCCAAUGUUUCGUUUAUCGAAUAUUUGUUUUGGACCACAUUACCUUGUAUUUCCACUUCGUGAGAACUCCCAUUUACAACCUUAUUUGUUUGAUUUUUUCUUAAGGGUGGUACAAGCCGGCUUGGAUAGUUAUUGGGAGGAAGAAGCUUUUCGUUUGGCAGUGGCAAUGAAUCAUUCGAAAGUGUUGGUGGAUCGAACGGUAUUUGUUCAGCCAUUGAACUUGGAUUAUUUCCAAUAUGUAUUUGCUGGAUGGUUGGUUGGGUUGGGGAUAAGCACUGUUAAUUUUAUAGAUGAAUUAUUCAGGAAGAGGAGAUUGCAGGAAUUUUAAAGUAAAGUAUAAAGUUUUUUUGGUUAUUGAACUUAUUUUUAGAGUGAAAUAAAUAUAUUUGAGAAAAAUAAAAUUAUUGAUACUUUUGUUUUUUGCUGUGAGGCCAAAAAAUUGUUUUAAACGAUGUUUCUAUUUAUUCUCUUUUUUCGUUUCUUUGGCAAACAAAAGGAUUGAUGAGUAGUGACUUUUUCAAAAAGGAAUAUAACAAUUUUUCAAGUCCAAGUCAAAAGUGUUUGACGGGAAUGUAUGUUCCAUCAUAGCUUCUAAACUACUUAUUGUAAUUUGAUAAAUGAGGUAUCGUUUGAAGCAUCUUGCUUGUCCACAGGUUAUGGGACAGAUUAAAUUUAAUAAUUCACCCUCUAUUAUAUUUAAAGUAAUGAAACAAAUUUGAAGUUUCACAAUUUCGCGAUUUGUUUCUUUUUUUUCCGAUUUUCUAAGAAAUGGCUAAAAAUGUUUAUAUUAAAGUGGCUCUUCAAAUAGGUUACUUUUAAUUAAUUCACUACAAUUAUAAAAAAUAAUAAAAUUUGUAUUGUAACAUCAAUAAAAGAGUACUUAAAAUUUAAUUCAAAGAAAAAAAAUGUUAUUUUUAUUGAAACUGAUGAGUGGCCCUCUUAAUGUCUCGUUGAUAUUAUUAUGAGUAUACUGAACUGAUGGACAUACUGAUGCAUGACAUGCACUUUUGUCCUCCUCAUUCCUCCUACCCAUGUAGAAAAGAUGAGAUUCUCUUGAGAAUUUUCAUAAUAACGACAACGAAAAGAGGAAAAUAAAAUUAUAUGUACAAAUUAAUUUAAACUCAUAAUCAAAAAUGCUAUAUGCUUCAUUCAACAAUGCCAGUUUUCAUCUUUUUCACCCGCAUGUUCAUAUGUAUGCUUUAUACGCUACACGCAUAUAUAUAAGAGCGACAAUUUCAUACAUUUAUGCAUAUGUGUGUGUUUGUGGAACUUCCACACCACACACAAUUCAAAUUGAAAAGGACUUGCAUUAGGUUGUGACAUCCGUUCGUUGAUGUCAUGGAGUAAAACUAAUUAAAAUUAUAAAAAAAAAUACGAACAAAAAAACCAACCACAACAUACAAAUGACAUUAAAGUUAAUUUGAGGCGGCCCCAUUGCUUUGUCUGGCGGUAAGGUAUUCACAUUUUAUAAUUUACAAAGGCAUCCAGAGCCAAAGAAAAGUUUAAACAGAGACAGCUCUGUUUAAAAGUAGGACGUCUGUCGCCGCUGUGCAUCGGGAUGCAGUUUUCA
Episyrphus balteatus (marmalade hoverfly) is the source of this 3222-nucleotide messenger RNA. RefSeq lists its product as uncharacterized. NCBI's taxonomy places the organism in Eukaryota, Metazoa, Arthropoda, Insecta, Diptera, Syrphidae. The record is from RefSeq and is a predicted model, not a curated record. Bases 190 to 1980 code for a protein of 596 amino acids. The transcript has a single exon.